Messenger RNA from Vitrella brassicaformis, 2941 nucleotides. The record is from the annotation of a GenBank genome assembly. Lineage: Eukaryota; Vitrellaceae.
CAAAGGUCGACUGCGAACAGCUGCGGACGGCCACAGCCCGUGCUGUGUGACGGAGAUCUCGUGAGGAUCGCGGCCAAAGAUGGAUGGUGGCAGCUCUGCGCUUCUGCUCGGCGAGGGCAACUUCUCGUUCGCACUGGCGCUCUCGACUCUGCUCAGCAGGUCAGGCCACUCACACUCACACACACACACACACACAGCCACACACACACACAGCCACAGCCACACUCACACAGCCACAGCCACAGCCACACGGCAAGCGCGAUGAGUGACUUGGUGUGCGUGUGUGUGUGACGUGACUGGCAGGAAGGACGAGUGCGAAAGGACGAGGGCGCUGCGCUAUCUGGGUGUCGCCCGUCCGCCAGACCGCUUGUAUGCCACAUCCUUUGACUCCUUUUCGGAAGUACACCGAAAGUACCCCGAGGCCCAUGGGAUCAUCGAGCGGCUGCACAGGGCACAAGAGGUACCUGUACAGGUGCUGCACGGCAUCAACGCCUGGGCUAUCGAUGCACACUUCCCAGGCGCACGGUUCGACCUCAUUGCAUGGUAGGUAGGCCAAAACAACACACCGCACAGACAGACAGACACACGCAAAAGGUAUGUAUAUGUGCGAGAAUCGCGUUGCGCUGCAGGAACCACCCCCACCUGGGAAAAGAGGAUUUCCGCCUGCAUCGCUUUCUGAUGGCCCACUUCUUCUAUUCUGCGGCAGAGGCACUCACACCUGGUGAGUCGAGCACAUAGCUAUGCAUAGAUACAUACAUGACACACACACCUCCCACACCACACAUACACAGGCACACACACGACGUGCGCACAGGACAGGACAGGACGCAUCGGAUCUGCUUCAUGUGCGGUCGGUCAGGUGGGCUGGUGUGCGUGAGUCUGGUGGACGGGCAGGCCGAGAGAUGGGAGGUGGUGCAGCAGGCACAGCGGCACCAUUUGAUGGUGGGUCGAUGCACACAUACUCACAAUACAUACUGGCCAGCCAGCUGGCGUCCGUGUGUGAGUGUGCGGGUGUGCGUGUGUGCAUACUGCUUCUGUCCAUUUGAAUACCCAUCAGCUCGAGUGUGUGGAUCCCUUCGAAGACAGCGACUAUCCCGGCUACCAGUGCAAGAGAAACAAAACGGGACAGGUAAAUUGCAUGUCAUGGCAUGCACAGUGAGCGAUAGACAUCAUUUGCUUUGACAAACUGGCUGCAGUCCUUCAAGAAUCUGCACACCAAGCAGCACGUCGGCAGCGAGAUGCGCUCAUUCACGUACCGAUUCAGACACGAGUCCGCAGCCCAAGACCGUCCCCAACAGAGCAAAGUCGCCGCAGCACCAUCCAGCAGCACCAACGGCAUGCCACCCGACGCACCAUUAGACCAAGAGGCCACCACGGGCAGAGUGCCUGGCGACGACAAAUGGGGAGAGAGGGUUGCAUCAAAUGGGCAAAGAGCGCUAUCAUCCCCGGCUGCCGAGAGCGACUUCAUCUGUCCGCACUGCAAAGUAAACAUAGCGCAGCGCACCAACGAGUGAAUCAAUGGCUGAAUACCAAUGGCCUGGCCUCUCAAUGCAUCGUUUUCCCUUCCAGAAGGAGUUCAGAUCUCUCCGGGGGCUGAGGACACACGUCCGGCAGGUGAGAUGGAUGAACGUGUCACUCACGCAAAUCCUGUCUCUCUGUUCGUUCUGUCUCACCACUCACUCACUGUGUCCACCCACGUACAUUGAUUGAUGUCAAUGAAGGUUCACGAGCUGAAGAAGUAUGGAGACGGCUGGCGGCCGCAUCGACCGAGGAUCCUGCAGUGCGCCGCGUGCGACCGAGCGUUUGCAGACCUCGAGGCCCGGUAGGUGGGUGGGUGGGUGGUUGGACGACGGGUUGAGUGAUGGGGCGGUCUCGCCAUGCCAUCCACCGAUACGUGGGAGGGAGGGAGCGUAUAUGGAUCCAUGCUACAUGUAGGUGGCAGCAUGCGGUGGCCAAGCACACGUACCAGGGCGCUGAUGAAGCCAAUGAGCCAUCCCAGUCAACGAGAACACUAGAUGCACCCUCUUUUGACUCGUACUACCCUUGCCCAAUCUGUAAGCCACCUACCUAUAUGCGAUCAAUGCAACGUGACGACCAUACCGAUUGUAUAUGUGCGUGCAUCCGCAAUUAAGUCUCUGUCUCACCGACUUGGUGCGUGUGUGGACGAGUGCAGGUGGGUUGGCCGUGCCGGGCGAGUGGGGGAUCCAUCAGCAUCUCGAGUCCCUCAAACCGAUCGUCGGUCUCGUCGCAGAGUGUGUCUUGUGCCACCGACAGUUCAUCGAGUACAGAGCGCUCCAGCAGCACCGGAAUUUCUGCAAAGCCAAGCAAGAAGGGAACAAGGGAAUUAUUGCGUGAACUGGGUGGGCGGAUUGAUCGUGAUGUGCGGCUGGCUGGACGUCACUUAACUUGUGUAAGCGUCGGAGGGCAAGGCAGCAUAUACACAUGUGGGCCUGUAGCAUGGGUGUGAUACUAUUGCAUAUUACAUAAUAUAUAUACGUACAUCCGGUGCUGGUCUUUCUGUCUGGUAGAUAUGUACAGUGUUGAUCUAGGUCGGGGAGACACGCACGCAUGCAAUAAUAGUUGGAUGCCAUUUCAGAAUCCGAAUGAAAUUGGUUACACCAAUCGAUAUCGUUGAGUGUGUUCGCUGCGAGUGCGUAUGCGUAUUACAGUCAGUAGUAUAUCGGUUAAUUGAUAUUUCCGGAUGAUGUUGGUUGUCGGUCGGCGUAUGUGGUGUCGUGCUGUGUUGUGUUGUCCACCGGUCUGUCUGCCACUGGCCGGUCUGGUCUGUUGCAAAUCUGUUGUCGGGUGCGGUGCUGACUGACCGGUCUGUCUGCUGGUUGACCAGACCACCUCGGCAUCCAUCCCCACCAUGUUAUGUUCGCACUCUACGCCACUGGGCAGGGCAGGUUCUCGUCAUACAUAUUGGUCAGCCAGGUUCUCG